AGUUCAUUGGAAAUUUAAAGAGCCAAAAUCAGAGUUCGAACCAGGUCUCUCUCUAAUGGCGGCGGCGAUGGUACUCUCUCUGGCGGUGCUUCUUUUCUUCUUCAUUUUUCUUCACCUUCUCGAAUCGUUCUUAUGGAAGCCGGAAAGGCUAAGAGCGAAGCUCCGUAAACAAGGAAUCGGCGGUCCCUCGCCGUCAUUCCUCAUCGGAAACGUCCCUGAAAUCAAGAAAAUCCGAGCCCUAACUUCGGCGGCGAAGAGCACGGAAGCUAAUUCGGUUACGCAUGGUUGGGCUUCGAACCUGUUCCCGCAUUUGGAGCAGUGGCGGAAUCGAUACGGGCUGAACUUCGCGUUCUCGAGCGGGACGAUUCAGACGCUGUGCGUAACGGAGAUGGAGAUGGUGAAGGAAAUCAGUACGUCGACGUCGUUGAGUUUGGGGAAGCCUGAUCACUUGCGGAAGGAUCUUGGGCCCUUAUUGGGCUUGGGUAUUUUGUCAGCAAGUGGCCCAACUUGGGUUUUUCAAAGGAAGAUCAUUGCUCCUCAACUCUACCAUGAUAAAGUCAAGGGCAUGACAAGUCUGAUGGUGGAAUGCACGAACUCCAUGCUAAGACUAUGGGAAGCAAAGGUUGAGAAUGAUGGAGGACAAUCCGAAAUAAACAUUGAUGGAUAUUUUCGAACCAUGUCUUCCGAUAUUAUCUCGAAGGCCUGUUUCGGAAGCGAUUAUUCCAAAGGGAAAGAGAUAUUCCAAAAAAUUAGAGCUCUUCAAGUUAUCAUGUCCAAAGAAAGUGUCGGUAUCCCGGGUUUGAGGUACUUCCCCACCAAAAAAAAUAGAGAAGUUCGGAAGUUAGAGAAGGAAAUCGAGUCAUCAAUUUUAAAAGUGGUAAAUGAACGAAUCGAGAGCAGUUCACACGAGCAAGACUUGUUGCAAAAGAUUCUUGAGGGUUCGAAAAGUCUCAACGAAGAUGACAAGUCGUUGAAAAUAACUCGAGACAAGUUCAUUGUCGAUAACUGCAAAAAUAUAUACUUUGCUGGUCAAGAAACGACGGCAAUAACAGCAUCAUGGUGCUUGAUGUUACUAGCAGCACAUCCGGAUUGGCAAGCUCGUGUUCGUUCGGAGGUGCUUCAAUGUUGUCGAGAUCGGCCUAUCGAUGCAAAUACCAUUAAGAACAUGAAGACGCUGGCAAUGGUGAUACAUGAGACAUUGAGGCUCUUUCCACCCGUACUUCUUGUCACAAGACAAACAUUAGAAGACAUAAGAUUCAAAAACGUUAUGGUUCCGAAAGGCGUAAACGUUCAAAUCCCGAUCUUAAUCCUGCACCAAGAUGCUCGUCUCUGGGGACCUGAUGCGCACUUAUUCAAUCCAAAUAGGUUCAGCAAUGGCAUCCUUAACGCUUGCAAGAACCCUUAUGCUUACCUGCCGUUCGGGAUCGGCCCACACGUGUGCGCCGGGCAACAUUUUGCAAUGGUUGAACUGAAAGUGAUAGUGAGCCUUGUUUUAUCAAGGUUUGAGUUUACUCUUUCACCUUCUUACGAGCAUUCCCCUGCCUUCACAUUGGUUAUGGAGCCUGAGAAUGGAGUUGUUCUCAAUGUAAGGAAGCUAUGAACUUUCUCUUCAUUACUUUUGGAAUAUGCGAUGAAAUAAAGGGGUAUUUUAGUCUUUAUAUUUUCAAAU
This is a messenger RNA of Cucurbita maxima (winter squash), 1669 nucleotides long. Its product is annotated as cytochrome P450 714C2-like. The transcript is spliced from 5 exons. Lineage: Eukaryota; Viridiplantae; Streptophyta; Magnoliopsida; Cucurbitales; Cucurbitaceae. The coding region runs from base 56 to 1600 and encodes 514 amino acids. The record is from RefSeq and is a predicted model, not a curated record. Gene Ontology annotation, molecular function: oxidoreductase activity, acting on paired donors, with incorporation or reduction of molecular oxygen; monooxygenase activity; iron ion binding.